AUGGGUAUCGAUCUCGACCGCCACCACGUCAAGGGCACGCACCGCAAGGCACCCAAGAGCGACAAUGUCUACCUCAAGCUCCUCGUGAAGCUCUACCGCUUCUUGGCUCGCCGUACCGACUCUGCCUUCAACAAGGUCGUCCUGCGCCGCCUGUUUAUGUCCAAGAUCAACCGUCCCCCGGUCUCUCUGUCCCGCAUCGUUUCCAACAUCAGCGAGGACGAGAAGCGCACCGUUGUUGUUGUGGGCACCAUCACCGACGACAACCGUCUCCUCAAGUUCCCCAAGGUCACCGUGGCUGCUCUGCGCUUCACCGCCACCGCCCGUGCCCGCAUCCUGGCCGCCGGUGGUGAGGCCAUCACCCUCGACCAGCUGGCCCUCCGUGCCCCGACUGGUGCCAACACCCUGAUCCUCCGUGGUCCCAAGAACGCCCGUGAGGCCGUCCGCCACUUCGGCUUCGGUCCCCACAGCCACAAGAAGCCUUACGUCCAGUCCAAGGGCCGCAAGUUCGAGCGUGCCCGUGGUCGCAGAAGGUCGCGCGGUUUCAAGGUCUAA
Molecule: messenger RNA, 552 nt
Organism: Emericellopsis cladophorae
Lineage: Eukaryota; Fungi; Ascomycota; Sordariomycetes; Hypocreales; Bionectriaceae
Product: Rpl18
Exons: 4
Coding region: 1-552 (183 amino acids)
Biological process (GO): translation
Cellular component (GO): ribosome; cytosolic large ribosomal subunit
Molecular function (GO): RNA binding; structural constituent of ribosome
Source: RefSeq, a predicted model, not a curated record